Messenger RNA from Spodoptera littoralis (African cotton leafworm), 1053 nucleotides. NCBI's taxonomy places the organism in Eukaryota, Metazoa, Arthropoda, Insecta, Lepidoptera, Noctuidae. The record is from the annotation of a GenBank genome assembly.
AGGUUACCGUGUCCUUUUACGCAAACGUCGCUAGCGAGUUUACGACAAGCGCCCCCAUCCGGCCACUCCGCCGGGCCGGCCUGGUGGACCAUGAUGAACGGGGUCGGCGGCGCGCUCUAUGAGGAGCCGCACGCGUCGCCACCCGGCGGCAGCCCGCCGGCCGCCCCAGCAGCUGCUCCGCCGUCCGCCUCCAGCGCCUCGCCUGCUUCUGUGGGCUCCAACCCACCGCAGCCCCCGCUGCACAUCCCAGCCAAGCGCUACGAGCCAGAGCCAGGUGUUAUCCGCCACGCGCAACAGCCAUGGGGCUACCCGCCAGAUGCACCUGGCUCCUUUGAGCACCAGUAUCCAGCUGGACCUACCUACUACAAUCUGCCCGUUGAGAGGGAACGUAAAUCUACGUUGCCUUUCUGGCCAGCGAGUAGCGGCGAGUACAAACCGUACGCUGAUGGCGGCUGCCACCAAGGCUUCUCUCAGCCUUGCUGGAACUACCCGUACGGAGCUCCACGCGGUGACCAGCCCUUACCCUACGUCGGUGGUGAAGAGCGCAGGACGGCAGUCUCCGAGGCAUCCAGUUUCUCCCACGACGCGUACGGCCUACGAAACUACGCGCCAGAAUCGGUUUCCAGCGCACCCUACCCGCCUCCAGGUUCUCUGCCCGGUUCCCUGUCGAUGUCGGUGGGCGUGGGUGUCGGCUGCGGGUCCUCGAAUCCGCUGGAUUGGACCGGUCAAGUUACUGUGCGCAAAAAACGCAAACCAUACUCCAAGUUCCAAACCCUCGAACUAGAGAAAGAGUUCCUCUUUAACGCUUACGUUUCAAAGCAAAAGAGAUGGGAAUUGGCGCGAAAUCUGAACCUGACAGAGAGGCAGGUGAAAAUAUGGUUCCAGAACAGACGAAUGAAGAACAAGAAGAACUCGCAGCGGCAGGCGGCGCAGGCGGCGCAGAACAACAACAACAACUCGAAUGCGAACAACCACAACCACCACGGCGGGCACCACCACGCGCCGCACCACGUGGCGCUGCACCACGCGCCGCCGCCCAAACAUCAUCAGUGA